AUGCUCUCCUUCUCCGAGGUCAGCGCACAUAACCUGAAGCAGGAUUGCUGGGUGAUCAUCCAUGGAAACGCCUACGACGUGUCGGGCUUUGUUGACGAGCACCCCGGCGGCGCGGCGGUCAUUUUGAAGUACGCGGGGAGAGACGCCACAAAGGCGUUUGACCCCGUGCACCCGGGCGACACGUUGACCCGGUACUUGCCUGCAAAGUGCCACCUCGGACCCGUGGACAUGACCACCAGGCCCCGAGGCCGGCCGAAGACAACGCCUGAGGGGGCGCCGAUGCCAGCGGGGACCCGGCGCUCGCCCGACGGCGCGGGCGCGAAUUUCGUGGCCGAGUACGACGUGGAGUACGACGAGCAGGACGGCCAGGACCCGCUCCCGGCUGCGGGCGCCGCCGGCGGGGCGGGCGUUAGCGCGGCAAUCAACGACGCAAACGGCACAAGCAAUAGCACAAGCACCAGCAACGGCGCCGGCGGCCUUGCCGAGCCCCUCGCCGAACACGGGCAGCGCAGGAAGGCCCUUGUCAAGGCCAAGCCCGCCCUCUCCCAGAUGUACAAUUUGCACGACUUCGAGUACGUCGCCAAGCACACCAUGGAGCCCACCGCGUGGGCGUACUACUCGUCCGGCGCGGACGACGAGACCGCGCUCCGCAACAACCAUCUCGCGUACCACCGCAUCUUCUUCAACCCCAAGGUGCUUGUCGACGUCUCGCACAUCGACACCAGCACCUCCAUGUUGGGUGCCAAGACACUGGUGCCCUUCUACAUCACGGCCACGGCGCUCGGCAAGUUGGGCCACCCGGACGGCGAGAAGGUGCUCACGCGCGCCGCGGCGCGCCAGGACGUGGUGCAGAUGAUCCCCACGCUCGCGUCGUGCUCGUUCGACGAGAUCGUGGACGCGGCCACCGGCUCGCAGACCCAGUGGUUCCAGCUCUACGUGAACGCGGACCGUGAGAUCACGCGCCGCUUGGUGCAGCACGCGGAGCGGCGCGGCGUCAAGGGCCUCUUUGUCACCGUGGACGCGCCGCAGCUCGGCCGCCGCGAGAAGGACAUGCGGACCAAGCACGUCGAGGACGUGUCGCACGUGCAAGGCGCCGGCGGGGCCGCGGACCGCACGCAGGGCGCGGCACGCGCCAUCUCCUCGUUCAUCGACCCGCGCUUGAACUGGGCGGACUUGCGCUGGUUGCGCUCCGUCACGGACUUGCCCAUCGUGUUGAAGGGCGUGCAGAGCGUGGCGGACGCGCUCACGGCCGCCGACCACGGCGUCGACGGCAUCGUGCUCUCCAACCACGGCGGGCGCCAGCUCGACUCGGUCAGGGCGCCCGUCGAGGUCUUGGCCCAGCUCGCGCCCGUGCUCCGCGCGCGCGGGCUCUUCGGCAAGCUUGCCGUGUUCGUCGACGGCGGCGUGCGGCGCGCCAGCGACGUGUUGAAGGCCGUUGCCCUCGGCGCCACGGGCGUGGGCAUCGGCCGCCCGUUCUUGUAUGCCAUGUCCACGUACGGCGACGCGGGCGUGGAGCGGGCGAUCCAGAUCUUGAAGGACGAGAUGGUGAUGAACAUGCGCUUGCUUGGGGCACCGCGCAUCUGCGACUUGGACAGCUCGUUCGUGGACGUGUCGGCGUUGAGCGCGGCCGCGCCGGACGACCGGCUUUUCAGCGGCGUGUACGAGCCGUUGCAGCCGCCGGAGUUCCGGGCCAAGAUCUGA
This is a messenger RNA of Metschnikowia bicuspidata var. bicuspidata NRRL YB-4993, 1701 nucleotides long. RefSeq names its product Cyb2p (gene CYB2). Bases 1 to 1701 code for a protein of 566 amino acids. The record is from RefSeq and is a predicted model, not a curated record. Gene Ontology annotation, molecular function: L-lactate dehydrogenase (cytochrome) activity; heme binding. Lineage: Eukaryota; Fungi; Ascomycota; Pichiomycetes; Serinales; Metschnikowiaceae. Gene Ontology annotation, biological process: lactate metabolic process. The transcript is spliced from 3 exons.